CCUGAACAAACACAGGUCAGCACAACCUGACAGUCAGGCUGCUCCCUGGACCUGAGCUGAGGAGGACGUGAGGAGGACGUGAGGAGGACGUGAGGAGGACGUGAGGAGGACGUGAAGAGGAGGAAAUGGAGCAAUGAGCAAAUGAGCUGUUGCACAGACGGAGCGAUGAGCACAGCAGCAGAGACGGAGCAGGUGGAGUCUGGAGGCUCGGCAGAGGACCAGAAGGAAGACAGUCCAAAACAACCAAAGUCCAGACCAGGCCCUGAAUUCCUCAGUCUGACUCGCUGCGCCGCCUGCUACAAUGAAAAGGCGAGCUCCAUGCUUCGUUGGGGGGACGAAGGUGAGUCCAGCACCUCAGCUGAAGACUCCGGCCCAGAGGUGGACUGGGAGUCCAGCUCCAGCAGCAGCAGCAGCAGCAGUGAAGGCUGCUCUGAGCCGGCUUUAUCAGAAACACUUGGGAAUCCGUCACCAGUUUCUGGAGACGCUGCUGAAGCUGAACGUGGAGGAAAAGAUGGUGACGGAGAGGUGACAGAGAGCCAGGAGGAUAAAAACAAGAAAAUGACUCAAAGAGCUCGACUCGUCAAGUCUUCCUCCCUGCCCCAAUCCCCUGUUCCUCACCUCACCCCUCUGUCCCUCCUGCCACGCCCUCAUACAGUCGUCUCCACCCUCCAGCUGCAGGUGCUGUCCCAGAAACACGAUGACGACGGCAACGACGACACCUUCCUCAUCGUCAAACAGCAGCUGUCUGGGAGAGAGGAGGAGGAGGAGAAAACAGGGGAGAGUAAGGGAGGAAGGCAGGAAGGAAUCAACAGCGUGAGGCCUCCACAACCGUUUCAGUGGCAGCAGACGGGGUUGCCGUGGCAACAGUGGUCACAACCAACACUGCAGCAACACCAGCUGUCAUACCAGCAACAACCCCAACACUUUCCUCCCCUCUCAGCUCAGUGUCAAAGGUUACCACCACCCUCACACACACUUCCUGUCCCUCACCUCCCGAUGCUCCACCCACCACGACAGGCCCUGAAUGCACCCCACAGGAAUCUGCAUGCACCCACUCCACAGCCCUGCUGGUGCUGCCACAGCAUGCACCUUCCUCACGUGUACCACAGUCAAUAAAUAUGUGCACAUGUACGAUAAAAGAUGUGUUUAAUAAAAAUGUUUGUACAAGAACCUUACGUACACUCCAGUUUUGUAGCUUGAAGAAAAUGUCAUAAUUUUUUCUUGUCGUGUUUGUUUUGAUUUACUGACGUUAAAGUGACAACAACCUGCACUGUAGCUGCACGGUGCUGUAACUAGCUGCAGCAAACAAAGCUACAGAGCGCAGGUAAAUUUAAACAACACUAACACAUCAAGUGGCAGUGAGGCCAACACCUGCAGUUCUUUGAACAGCCACUUGAGGCUCCAGUAAAUCUCCACAGACAUGUUCAAAUGUUAAAUUCACAGCAGCCCACAGCUGAUCACAAAAUUCCUGACAACUGUCCAACAGGUGAAUUUUCCAUAUAACUCACCUGUUUACAUUUAAUUAAGGCUUAACCCUAUGGGCCCUAGGCGUUUUUGGGGUAUUUUUACUGCCUUUACUUUUAAGCUCAUAUCACAGUCAUUAUAAAGGCUACAUACACAUGCUAUAUCUUGUUUUUUUCAGGACAAUCUGGGCUAACCAGAUUUGCCAUCAUUUCAUGUUCUUCUAU
This is a messenger RNA of Epinephelus moara (kelp grouper), 1688 nucleotides long. RefSeq lists its product as uncharacterized. The transcript has 3 exons. The coding region runs from base 142 to 1116 and encodes 324 amino acids. NCBI's taxonomy places the organism in Eukaryota, Metazoa, Chordata, Actinopteri, Perciformes, Serranidae. The record is from RefSeq and is a predicted model, not a curated record.